AAUCGACCCCUGGUUCGUUAGUUCUUUUUGUUGUUGGGGGAGCCGGACGUUGGACGGAAGGGGCGCAUGGUAACGGAAUGAAUGGGAAGGGCCAAGCCUUGGAGUGGUCAUCCAAGGUUUAUGUUUGCAGUCGUCGUCAUCAUCAUCAUCGCCGACCUCCAUCUCUUAGUUCUCGUUAUUUUUCUCUCUUUUCUGGUUUCAACCACUCUUUUUCCCUUUCCAUCAAUCCAUCAACUCGUCACUUUUCUUGGCUCCUCAGUUUACGUCGCCUCUUUGCACGUUCGCUUUCCAAACGCCGUCCUUUUUUUUUUUUGGUCUCAAUACCACUAUAAAUAAAAUACCCCCUAAACGCAAGGAGACAUUCGCUUCGCCAGCAUUCUCUCCGCCGAUCGUUUCAGUAUUGAGCUUUCUGGAUGAAUACGCUACGAUAGUCUGCUUUUCGACUCCAUUUCAGGCUGCAGUGUCAUCGGACAUUCAGUUGCUUCCCGGCUGCACAGCUUGCGUUACCUGGCUGCGUGACCUCGGCUGCCUCCAUUAAGCUCAUCUCGCCUCUCCUUUUCAUCACAGCAUCGUUCUUGUGGGCUAGGUUGGACUGCGACAAGUAACCGUCGACUUACCUAUUCCCCCUCCCAAUACCCUGUCAUCAUUUUGCAGAGUUUGUUCUUCGCGCAGUCGGAUUCCAAGUACGAAGAAGCAUCAGAUCGGCGUUUAAGCCCUCCGAGACCCGCCGGCCUUUUCUUGACCGGACCCAACUCACCGGCCCUUCCGCUCGGACUCCCCGACAUUUGAGAGGAGCCGCACCUAUCCAAAGUCGAAAUCGCAAACCAUCGCAACCAUGAAGGGAUACACAUCAUCUGCCCUUCUUCUGGGCCCUGCGCUGCUCUCUCAGCUUGCCCUAGCACAGCAAGCACCAAACGGCGUUGUCCAUUGGGGCAUCCAGAAAAGGCACGCACCCAACGCACCAAACCGGCUUCUAAGGCGCGCCGGCCCGACGCAUCAGGCAAUUCUUCAAAAUGAGCAGGCCCGAGGAGGAUACUUUGCGACAUGCGCGAUGGGGACGCCUGGGCAGAAAGUGACAUUGCAGUUGGAUACAGGCAGCAGCGACGUAUGGGUACCGGACUCGACUGCAUCAAUUUGCAAUAAGGGCGCGUGUGAUCUGGGAAGUUUCGAUCCAAGCAAAUCGGAAACAUACACGGUGGUAGGGCAGGGUGAAUUUGACAUUUCAUAUGUGGACGGCAGUUCGUCCAAGGGGGACUAUUUUACCGAUGUUUUCAAUAUUGGCGGAACAACGGUCACCAACUUGACGAUGGGCUUGGGAGCUCAGACGGAUAUUGCGUAUGGCCUGGUGGGUAUCGGGUAUGCUAUCAAUGAGGCCAUUGUGGGAAAUAGCCAUUCCCUGAGCUCCCAAUACCCCAACCUGCCCGUUGCCAUGGUCGAUGAUGGGUUGAUCAACACAAUCGCGUACAGUCUCUGGUUGAACGAUCUUGACGCGGGUGAAGGCAGUAUUCUUUUCGGCGGCAUCGACACAAAGAAGUAUAAAGGCGACCUGACGCGAAUCCGAAUCUACCCUAGUAGUAACGGCUACUACUUCUCCUUCAUCGUCGCCUUGACAUCGUUACAAGCAAUUAGUCCUAGCGGUAACGACACGCUUACCUCUCAGGAGUUCCCCAUUCCGGUAGUGCUCGACUCGGGUACGACCCUGUCUUAUCUGCCGCAAGACAUCGUGGAUCAGAUCUGGCAGGAAGUCGGUGCAGAAUACUCUGAUAGGCUUGAGUUGGCUGUCAUUCCCUGCUCGAAGAAGUCUAGUAACGGCUACUUUUCCUUUGGGUUUGCCGGCCCUGACGGCCCUCGCAUCACUGUGCGGAUGGACGAGCUGGUCCUCGAUCUCACUAGUGGAGACCCUCCGAAGUACACGAGCGGACCAAACAAAGGCCAGGAUGUAUGCGAGUUUGGCAUUCAGAAUUCUACCUCUGCGCCAUACCUCCUUGGCGACACCUUCCUGCGGUCGGCAUAUGUGGUCUACGAUCUGGUCAACAAUGAAAUCGGCUUGGCGGAGACGGACUUCAACUCGACCGAAAGCAACAUUGUGGCGUUUGCCAGCAUGAGCGCGACGAUCCCGUCAGCAACACAGGCGCCAAAUCAAGCGGCGGUCACCAAUAGACCCGUUGCAACUAUGCCAUCAUUUGCGGCGAGUUCAGGAUUCUCGGAUACUGGUGGCUCGGGCAACGAUGGUAAGGACGAGAAUGCAUCGGCAGGCAUGCCAAGUGCAUUUGGUGUCGCUCAGAUGUCUGUGAUGGGUAUUGCGAUGGUGUUUGCCAUGGUUGGUUCUGGCGUAUUCGUCUUGCUAUAGGCUCUGCCAUUGCAUUCGGUUGGAUUUGGAUAUGGCAUUCCUUUUUUUUUCUUUGUUUUGGGAGUAGAAACGCACAGAACAGGAUGAUGACGAUACCCCGAGGGGCGUAGCGUUAGUUGAAAAGAGUAUUCGGUUUUGUUUUUGGAUGGAUCCUAACAAUACUCAUUUAUUACCUAGGACUUGGGUAGUUUGUUUAUCCUAUGGUCGGUACCUACUUUACGUGGACUAGGCAUCAUGGGUUGAAACAGUGAGGGAUGGCAAUUGGGUAUGGUAUUGAGUUACUGUUCUGUUUGGAGUGGUUUGUUUAUAGUGCUAGUAAUGUAUGAUCAGUGUUCAACCUUCAACGAGUCUCGG
Neurospora crassa OR74A is the source of this 2704-nucleotide messenger RNA. RefSeq names its product aspartic proteinase. Gene Ontology annotation, molecular function: aspartic-type endopeptidase activity. The record is from RefSeq and is a predicted model, not a curated record. The coding region runs from base 836 to 2350 and encodes 504 amino acids. The transcript is spliced from 3 exons. Lineage: Eukaryota; Fungi; Ascomycota; Sordariomycetes; Sordariales; Sordariaceae. Gene Ontology annotation, biological process: proteolysis.